AUGCUAAAUGAAAGAUUACCAAUGACAACAUACUUCAUUCGAAACUAUAUAGAAAUCUUGAAGGAGUGUGGUGGAAUGAACAUUGAGAAACAGAUGAAGAUUUAUACAAAGAGAGAAGAUAAAUAUGUAGUUCGUUAUGAUAGAACAACACCGCUAUGGGAUGUUAUGAAAACAUUGUGGGAGUGCAAAUAUUUCGAACCUAUUUCUUAUGGAGAACUUUUCACAUAUACUACUGACUUAUAUAAACAGAACCUUGCACCAUUUAAAGAUUUGACAUAUGCUCCAAAGUAUUGUGUACAACUGAAGAAGAAAGCAGAGUCAAAAGAAGUAAAUAAAGCUAAAUGUAAAUUCAUUCCUGAGCACGUUUUCUUUGCUGACUUUGAGUGUAGCACAGACGGCUUUCAUAAAGCUUUUAACAUCUGUUAUGACAGUGAAGAUGGUUCAGUGAGUGAAAGCAUUUGGGGUCAAAACUGUGCAACAGAAUUUUUGGAAAGACUUCCUGACAAGAGUUUAAUAUAUUUCCACAACCUCAGUUAUGACAUAAACUUCAUCUUAAGACACAUGACAGAAGUGAAAGGAACUCCCAUCAUUAAAGGUUCACGAACAAUGCAAAUAACUGGUUUAUAUAAAGGACGGGCAAUUAUUAUAAAAGACUCUUACAGUGUUAUAAAUAAGAAGCUUAAACUAUUUCCUGCUAUGUUUAACUUACAAACAGGACCGAAAGAAGUAUUUCCAUAUAACUACUACAGCAGUGUUUUGUUAGCAAAUGACAACAGAACUGGUGUCAUUUCUGAAGCAUGUAAGUUUAUCCAUGAUGCAGAUACAUUCAUGAAAAACAUAGAUUCCAUCAAAGGUUGCAGAAUAGAUGAAAACCACUUCGACUUAGAAAAAUAUAGCACGUUUUACUGCAAACAAGAUGUAAGAAUUUUAAGAGAAGGUUUUGUAAAGUUCCGCAAUGACUUAUUGAAAGAGUUUGAUUUAAACGUUUAUGACUACGUUAGUAUUUGUUCUAUUGCUAACAAAUUGUUUGAGAACAGAGUAUACUUCCCGAAUGGAAAUCUUUAUGACCUCUCAAAUAAACCAAGAGAAUUUAUUUCGAGAUGCAUUCAAGGUGGAAGAUGUAUGUUGUCAGAUAACAUGAAACAAAAGAGCAAAAAGAAACUCAUUGCUGACUUCGACACUGUUUCAUUAUAUCCUUCAGCUAUAGCAAGACUUUAUACUUUAGAAGGUAUUCCAAAAGUAUUGAAGGAAGAAAUGUUAAGCACAGAGUAUCUCAUGAGACAUUUAUUCGAUGAUGACCAAAAGGAACCCAUUGGUGAAAAGUUUAUGUCUGGCUUCUUUGUUCUCAUUAAGAUAACAGAGAUUGGUAUACCCAGACACUUUCAUUUAAUAGUUUGCGACCCUGAACUAAAUCCAGAACUUAACGUUCCAAGAAGUUCAAACACUUGCUGUCUCAUGUAUGUUGACCAUAUAACAUUACAAGACCUCAUAAAAUAUCAAUGUGUCAAAUGUGAAGUGUUGCAAGGAUACUAUUACGAUGGAAACAGAGAUAUGAGAAUAAGAGAUGAAGUAAAGAAGUU
Trichomonas vaginalis G3 is the source of this 1580-nucleotide messenger RNA. RefSeq names its product organellar and viral DNA polymerase type B. The annotation marks the transcript as partial. The transcript has a single exon. The record is from RefSeq and is a predicted model, not a curated record. Gene Ontology annotation, biological process: DNA replication. Lineage: Eukaryota; Parabasalia; Trichomonadida; Trichomonadidae. Gene Ontology annotation, molecular function: DNA-directed DNA polymerase activity; DNA binding; nucleotide binding.